Molecule: messenger RNA, 827 nt
Organism: Talpa occidentalis (Iberian mole)
Lineage: Eukaryota; Metazoa; Chordata; Mammalia; Eulipotyphla; Talpidae
Gene: UBE2C
Product: ubiquitin conjugating enzyme E2 C
Exons: 6
Coding region: 78-617 (179 amino acids)
Source: RefSeq, a predicted model, not a curated record
CAAACGCCGGCGGGCGGCCCGCUGCGCCGCAGUUGCAGCCGCGUCUCCGCGCUCGCGUCUCCUCAGGCGCCGCCGGGAUGGCCUCCCAGAACCGCGACCCCGCCGCCGCCAGCGUCGCCGCCGCCCGCAAGGGAGCCGAGCCCAGCGGGGGCGCCGCCCGGGGCCCGGUGGGCAAGAGGCUGCAGCAGGAGCUGAUGACCCUCAUGAUGUCCGGCGACAAAGGAAUCUCCGCCUUCCCUGAAUCAGACAAUCUUUUCAAAUGGGUGGGGACCAUCCACGGAGCCGCUGGCACGGUAUACGAAGACCUGAGGUAUAAGCUCUCCCUGGAGUUCCCCAGCGGCUACCCGUACAACGCACCCACGGUGAAGUUCCUCACGCCCUGUUACCACCCCAACGUGGACACCCAGGGUAACAUCUGCCUAGACAUCCUCAAGGACAAGUGGUCUGCCCUGUAUGACGUCAGGACCAUCCUGCUCUCCAUCCAGAGCCUGCUGGGAGAACCCAACAUCGACAGCCCUUUGAACACACAUGCCGCCGAGCUCUGGAAAAACCCCACAGCCUUUAAGAAGUACCUGCAAGAAACCUACUCAAAGCAAGUUUCCAACCAGGACCCCUGACCGGAGCUGUCCACUCUCAGCGUGUCUCGUCUCCUCCUUAGCUGCUCUGUCCUCUCCUUGGUUUCUGUACAGGUCUCUGUAUCUCAAGCUGUGGUGUCAUUUCUGUUUUGUUUGUUUUUUAAAUUAAGUCUCUCGUGGAACCCUUGUGAUAAAUAUUAUUAAAUAAAUACAUUUUGGGGGGGAGUUUUGUCUUGUUUUUCUCACAAGUUG